AUGGAGGUGAAGACCCAGCCAUCUGACAAAGGUGACCUGCCUUCUCAGAGCCCUGCUCCUACUUCAGAGAACGUCUCCAAAAAGAAGGGAAGACUACCAGUCAGAUUCCGGCCCACCUGGAGCACGGAACCUGUGAUCUUCAGGGAUGUGGCCAUGUACUUCACCCAGAAGGAAUGGCAGCUGCUGAAGCCCGCCCAGAAGGACCUGUACAAAGAGGUGAUGCUGGAGAACUAUGGGAACCUGGCCUCCUUGGGGUAUCGGUUCUUCAAACCCAAGCUGAUCACCAGGUUAGAGCAAGGAGAUGAGCCCUGUGUCAAGGAGAGAGACGUCCCUCAAGAGCCCCAGCACAGCAGUGCUGGAGUCAGCGAGAGCCCCGUGUCCACUGACAAGAAGACACAGCUUACACCGAACACGACAUUUCCAAAGCCAGACAUCUCUACGAGGCCAUCCCUGGGGAAGGCAAAGGAAAUGGCCCAAAAGAAUGCUAGGAUGGAAGGGACUUUGGAAACUGAGGCCAGGCUACCGAGGAGCACACAAAAAUCUGGCCCCAGCCUGGCUGCAGACUCAGACAAAAAAAUUCUCCCUGUAGAGCAAAACCAUGAGUCCACGGCGGUGAAGAGAUGCCUGAGCCACCCACCACCAGCAACGACAUCACGGAGCACCGCUCCAGAAAAGAAGACCCUAAAAAAAGAUAUUCAUGGGAAAAGCCGGGUGCCAGGCUUCCCAAAGCAGAAUCGUCCAAAAAUCCAACGGGGGAAGCCACACUUUAAAUGUAAAGAAUGUGGGAAAACUUUCAACCAGACCCUCCACCUCAUUGAGCACGAGCGGAUCCACACAGGAGAGAAACCCCACAAAUGUGAUGAAUGUGGGAAGUCCUUCCGGCAUAGCUCCUACUUCUUCACGCAUUAUAGGAUUCACACCGGCGAGAGGCCCUACAAGUGUAAGGAGUGUGGGAAAGCCUUCAACAGCAGUUCCACGCUGAGCAGCCACUACAGGACCCACACGGGAGAGAAGCCCUUCAAGUGUGAGGAGUGUGGGAAAACCUUCAAGCAGAGCACAAAGCUCACUCGUCACCGGAGGGUGCACACAGGGGAGAAGCCGUACCAGUGCAGCGAGUGUGACAAAUCCUUUGGCCGCAGCUCCUCCUUGACGGAGCACAAGAGAAUCCACACGGGGGAGAAGCCGUACCACUGCAAAGUGUGUGGGAAAGCCUUCAGAUGCAACUCGCAUCUUUUUGAACACCAUCGGAUCCAUCAGGAGGAGAAGUCCUACCAGUGCGGCCAGUGUGGGAAGUACUUCCGAAAUAGCUCCCACCUGUCGGAGCACAGGAGGGUUCACCAGCUGGGGCCCUCGGAGCGGUGCCAGGAGUGUGGGAGAACCUUCCGGCGCAAGGCAGCCCUUCUCAAGCAUCAGAAGGGCCACAGAGAGACUCACACCUACCAGUGUGAGGGGUGCGGGAAGGCCUUCCGCUGUAAGUCGAGCAUCGAGAGACACCAGAGGAUGCAUGCCGGCCAGAAGCCGUACGUGUGCUCUGAGUGUGGGAAAGCUUUCACCGACGGCUCCACACUCAUCAAUCACCGCAAAAUCCACACCACGGGGAAGCUGCACCCGUGCCCCAAAUGCAGAAGGGCGUUCAGGCGGCUCUCGUCCCUGGCGCUCCACCAGAAAGUGCACGCCAGAAAGAGACAGUGA
Enhydra lutris kenyoni (northern sea otter) is the source of this 1692-nucleotide messenger RNA. Its product is annotated as zinc finger protein 383-like. The transcript is spliced from 5 exons. Gene Ontology annotation, biological process: regulation of DNA-templated transcription. Gene Ontology annotation, molecular function: RNA polymerase II cis-regulatory region sequence-specific DNA binding; DNA-binding transcription factor activity, RNA polymerase II-specific. The record is from RefSeq and is a predicted model, not a curated record. Bases 1 to 1692 code for a protein of 563 amino acids. Lineage: Eukaryota; Metazoa; Chordata; Mammalia; Carnivora; Mustelidae.